AUGGAUCCAAGACAGCACCAUGGGCAACAACACCAGCAUCAGCAACCCCAUCCUCCCGGCAGCAAUCCCUUUGCGCGCAACCCUGCGUCGCCGCCUGCACAAGGACUAGGACUAGGACAACCUCAGCCUCAACCUCAACCACAACCACAAGGACAAUACGGCCGGUCGCCUUUUCCGCCUGCAGCUUCCAGCUCCAGCUCCAACCCCAACCCCAAUCCCAACUCCAAUCCCAACUCCAGCUCGGCGACACCAUCGCACUACCCACCUGCGUCGCAUCCACAAUCACAUCCCCCACCGUCCACGGCGAGUCCUGCGACAAGCGCAUAUGGAGGCCCUCCAGAUCACCAACGACGACCUUCAUCCGACUCCCAUUCCUACUAUCCACACCAACCGUCGCGCCCGCCCUUCGCAGGCCCCGAGCCCAUCUCACAUCCCGCCCAGACUCACUCCCGACACCAGAGCUCGUCUUCAAUAGGAGGAGGACCACUGAACCGCAAUAUGGGGCCUCCCUCAGAGCAUCCCCAGCAGCAACCGAUGGGCUCUUACGGAUCUCAACAGUCCGCCUCUGGCCCAAGGCUACCGCCCCCCAGUCUCGGCCCGUCGUCUGCCUUUCCUUCGAGUCGAGAACUGCCUUCGUUGAGUGGAUUGGCCAGGACAGGCGCUGCCGGCAUGCCGCUCUCCAACAUGCUUGGCGGACACGCCGCUCAAAGAGAACCAACGCCCGGCAAUCAUUCCGCGCAUCCUGCCUUUCCGCCUCCUGCUUCGGGCCCCGGCCCUAAUGGUCCUGGCCCUGGCCCUGGCCCUGCGUAUGCCACCGCGGUUCAGGCAUCGCCUAGGCUGCAGAACGCCGUAGCUGAGUAUCCUCAGUUCGCCCGACGUCCUGACCGACCCGAGACACCGACAAACCAUGCGAGACCUUAUGACCCGAGAGACCAGCGAGGUAGUGCAGCUGGAUCUCCACCACAGCCAUAUCACGGUACUCCUGAGCUGUCGACUAGAUACGGCACCCCUCAAGCACACCAGACACGAGGUCCUCCCAUGCCUCCCUACGACGACAGAAGGGAUCAGAGUGGUCGUAUAUCUGCUGGAAGUCUACCUCCUAGACCGAGCAGCCAGCCCAGAGCUUACGCCAACAGUGGUCCGGGACGACCUAUGGAGAUGGGACGGGGACCCCCUCCCGGUGAACCGUAUUUUGGACCGCGUAGAGAAGAAAUGAGGCCCGGUCAGGCCGAAUACAACCCCGAAGGCCCUCCUCGGCACAUGUUCGAAGAUCCACGGCGGGCCAUGGAGGAGCGCGAAUACCGCGAGCGCGCCGAGCGAGAAGCGCAUCACCGCGAACGAGAGCACAUGGAAAGAGAGAGGUUGGAGAGGGCGCACUUCGAGGAGCAGCAACGACUACAACAUCACCAACCUCCUUUCAUGUCAGAACGAGAACACAUGGAGCACCCCAGGGAUCCCCGAGAUCCUCGUGAUGCGCCUGGUUGGCAACUACGCCCAGGCUACGAGCAGGCUCCCCCAAGAGGGCCAUAUGAUCCUGGGUACGGACCACGUUCGGGCCCUGCUGAACAUGUCGCGACGGCUGCUCCCCCAUAUGGACCAUAUCCUGCCCAUGCGCUUGCACCUGGCGAUCGUUUCCCGCAAAGCGGCCCUCCGCCUUCGCACGCCGUCCCUACCAAUCAACCCGAGAGGAGGCCGCAAUCUUUCGACUCCCCGGACAGACAUAGAUUUACCACACACAUGCCUGUCCAUCACCCCCAACAGCACCCGUCCCAUCGCGGGCGACACGAAGAAGAUGGGCCUCCACCAUCGGGACCGUACAACGGCGGACCCGGCGCUGCCAUGCAUGAAAUCCAGCGCCAACAGCCCCGGCCUUUGGACGAUGGGCAUCCUGCUCCGCCCUUGGCUCGCCAGCCAAGCAGUGGUUUCUUGGCUGUUGGGGAGAUGAAUCGCAAGGGCCGCAUCUCCCCACUGCCCCAGGCUGUGCAGGGAGCCCAACCACAAUCAAUCACUCCUUCCGGCGAGCCUGGAAUCAAGAGCGAAUUCGGCCGCAUGUUUUCCGGUAUAGGAUCCGGUGCUAGCGGCUUCGGUAUGCCCAGUCCAGGACCGGCUCAUCUUCCCUUCACAAACGCCAGUCUCGCUCGUCGUGAUGAUGUUGAGCCGCCUCCUCCCGAGGUGACCGCAGACCCGCCGCCGAAGCGCAAACGGCAGAGGAAGCCCAAGAACGAGGACAAGGAAGGUGAUGAUGAUAGCACCGGCGGCCAGACUCCUGCUGGGAGAACGACCAAACGCGCCAGGACCAGCCAUGCUAGUCAUGCUCAUCACCACCAUCAUCAUCAUCACCAUCAUCAUCACGGGCCCGAGAGAACUGCUUCUCCACUGCUCGCAGGCGGCACACCACUCAAGAACGUGAAAUCAGGCACGCCUGUUCUGUCUCCCACCGGUCUUCCGAUGACUCAUAAUCAUCAGAUCCCCAGGUCGAACAACAGUGUGGCUCCCACGAAACAAGUAGUACAGGCUCCGGUCGUUGUCCCGAAAACCAAGAAGACAAUCGACUCCCAGCUGGUGCUCAAUAGCGUCGCCCACAAACCUCGCAAACAUCUGGGCGACAUACUCUACGACCCCGAGAUCAAGGCAGAUCAUUUCAGAACACAUUCGAAAGGCGGCUUCAGAACUAAGCCGAAGCCUCUGCCCAGAAAUGUGAUAUUGGACAAUGAAAACUCUACCUUGACAGUCAAGGUCCACCGCAGGCAUCUGGAACCCCACUGCCGAGAAGAGGUCACACGAAACCGGUCCGUGUGGGGAACGGAUAUCUACACGGACGAUAGUGAUGUCGUCGCUGCUUGCAUACAUGCAGGGUGGUUCCGUGGAGAGUGGCAGGAGGGCGUCGAUAUCGGUCUGCUCGAUCUUGAGCGCCAGCCGCCCAAGACUAAAGGUCGGGGUGGGAUGGUUGCUGAGAAAGGACCUCAGGAUCUCUUGACCGCACCUCCAGUGACGGGACCCAUGCAUGUACCAGCCGACCGCGACCUGCACGUAACGAUCCUGGUCUUACCCAACCUUGUCAAAUAUACUGGUACCACGAGAUUUGGCAUCAUGAGUCGCGAGUUCGGCGGUUCGUACAGAGGACGGAAGAGCGUCCAUGACGGUCUGAGCUUCAAGAUCGAGCAGAUACGCUGGGUGGACGGAGCUGCUCCACAGAGCAGACUGAGGGGCAAGGCUCGUCGUGAGCGUAUUCGCAAAGCAAUGAGCGAGGUCGACAGAUCACAGGUCAUCGACAUUGGAACUGGCAAGAAGGUUGAAAAGUCGACAGAAAAUACAUCUGUCAGUGGAGACACCGACAAGGAGAACCGCCUUACCGCGGUGGAGAGCCCCCCAGUCGUCAAUGGCAACCGAGACGUGAAAGACAACACAGACACAACGCAGGAAAUCCGGGAACCCAGUGGUGAUAUCGACAUGCAGGCUAUGGAAACAGAGAAGCCAACCACUGCCGAGCCUGAAGCUGUGAAGGCAUCAUGA
Molecule: messenger RNA, 3513 nt
Organism: Truncatella angustata
Lineage: Eukaryota; Fungi; Ascomycota; Sordariomycetes; Amphisphaeriales; Sporocadaceae
Product: histone deacetylation protein Rxt3-domain-containing protein
Exons: 3
Coding region: 1-3513 (1170 amino acids)
Source: RefSeq, a predicted model, not a curated record